UUUUAGAUUUGUUUACUGUAUCCUUUCAGUUAGAAGUGUAUUUUUUGUUUAGCUCGUUACAUACAAAAUUUAGUGAAAAAAAAAAUAAAACAAAUUCCAAGUGCAAUGAAGAGCCAAAGAAUGCCCGAAUGGGUGAAUGCCCUAUCGCUGAAUAAUGCGAUUCAUGCCAGCCUGGAGGAUGGUGAAAGGAUCCUGGACGUUACGCCCGCCACUGAAGAUGUGCAGUUCCGCAACUGCACCGUUCUGCUGCCCGUCCGUGCGAAGGUUCUCAUGCGGGAUCAGACCCUGCGGAAGAUCUCGUUCAUGCUGAAGGCGCAGCAUUGCAGCAAGUUUCAGGCCAAGAUUAUGUCCCACCUGAAGCUGUUCUUUCGGGAGCACCAGAUGUACCACAACAUUUUGCCCAAGUUCGAGCAGCUUUACCAAGCGGUGGGCAAGAAGGUGACGCUGGGUCCGCGUGCCUUCAAGCUGGACAAUAGCAUCAAGGUGCACUAUAUUCUGAUGGAGGAUCUCAAGGCGAAAGGCUUCAAGAACGUGAGUCGGGAGGAGGGCUUCGAUAUAGUCUGUCUUAGGGCGGUACUGAAGAAACUCGCCGAAUUCCAUGCCGCCUCGGCUGCCUAUGUGGAGUGCCACGGCAUGUUUGGCAAACUGGUGGCCGAAGGGGUAUACACGCGGAACAACAGGCUCAUACUGAAUAAACUGAACGAUGCGGACCCAUUUCUGUCGCAGCUCAGGCGCUCGAGUCUGGGCGGACGUUUCCACAAGCGACUCGUCAGCAAGGAGCGUGUCCUGGUGGAUCGCAUGCUUGACCUACAUAGCCAAAGCCCACAUUCAACGGACUUUAAUGUGCUCAAUCACUGCGAUGGAUGGGUGAACAAUGUGAUGGUGAAGUUCGAUACUUUUGGCAAUGUGGAGGAUACGGCUCUGAUUGACUAUCAGGUGGUCAAGUAUGGAUCUCCGGCACACGAUUUGUUCUAUACCAUACUCUCCUCCGCCCAAAUGGAGAUCAAGCUGGAUAAAUUUGAUCAUUUCGUGCAGUAUUACUAUUACCAUCUGAUGGAUAGUCUCAAGACUCUCAACUACAGCAAUCGUUCGCCGCAGCUCAAGAACAUACGCGAUGGACUGCAGAAAAAUGGUUUGGCAGCAUAUGUGGUGGUCACACGGGUAUUGCCCAUUGCCAUGAUGAGUCAAAGCGAGGACGAGGUCACCGAUCGAUAUGCAAUCAAACUAAGAGGUUCCAUGGUGAAUCGCAAGUACAGCAAGGCCAUAGGUGACAUUCUGCCCUGGAUGGAUGAGCGCGGACUGCUCAAUUGGUGUUAGAUCUCGUUUAUUUCUACAAAAUGUACUAUGUAUCAAUGUAUUGUAAACACAAAUAGAAAUACUAACCAUAAUU
Molecule: messenger RNA, 1390 nt
Organism: Drosophila obscura
Lineage: Eukaryota; Metazoa; Arthropoda; Insecta; Diptera; Drosophilidae
Exons: 3
Coding region: 106-1317 (403 amino acids)
Source: RefSeq, a predicted model, not a curated record